UUUCCUUGAAUACACGAUUCAGUUUAGAGAUCUAUAGCUUAUUUUAUCACGUAAUGGUUCACCUGUAAUAGACAAGAAUCUGCUCGGCUGGCUGCCGAAUACAUCUUUGUCGCGUCAUAUAAGUCAAUUUUUUUUUUCAAUUUAAUUUAGUAACUAAAACUUUAAUUAUGCUUAUAUCCGCAUAAAGCGUAGUAGAGAUAAAGACAUACAUAUUAUGUUUCUUCAGUUACAAUGUUAUUAUUUGUUAAUACAGUUACGUCAUCAUUAUAACUUGUCUACAGUUUUUUCUAACUAUGCUUUCGUAUAGAUAAGCUAUCAAAGGUAACAGUCAUCUUAAUUUUUUACAGUAGCGGUUAAUUGAUCGACCUGUGCACACAAUUAGCGACGCGUGCGCAUAGUUCCUAGUGUAUUAAAAAUGAGAGUCCUUCUUGUUUUGUGUUCUUUAUUUUUGUUAAUAGAUUAUACAACAUGUCAAAAUACUACGGUCGAUCUAGAAUGUCCGUCCCUGGAAAAUGGAGAUACAUACACACAAUCGGAGUUUCUCUCCCGGCUUGCUCACACGUGUCGCUACGACCACCUCCUACUGCCGACCUAUGAAACCCGCGACGUUGUCUAUGUUCACGCCAGUGCUUAUAUAUACGUCAUUCAACCAGCUGAUGCUCAUGAUUUGAACUUUAAGCUACACUUUCUUCUUCAAUUGCGAUGGACAGAUCCAAGAUUGGCCUAUUUACCGUAUUCCCCAGAAAGGGAGAAGAUUAUUGGUGAAGACGACCUCCGAUCUCGCGUUUGGGCACCGCACUUAUACAUUCCCAACGAACAAUCGUCCAAUUUGAUGGGUACUGGUAGGAAGGAUGUGCUUAUAUCGAUAGCGCCAAAUGGAGAAGUGCUGUUCAGUCGGCGGAUGCAGGGUGUUCUGUAUUGCUGGAUGAACCUUCAGAAAUUUCCAUUUGAUGUGCAGACAUGUUCUCUGAAUUUAGAGAGCUGGAAAUACAACGCGUCCAUUCUACGCUUGAUGUGGGAGGUUGAUAAUCCCGUUCGGCUAUCUUCAGAGCUGCAUUUGACAGAAUACUCUCUGCUCGACUAUUGGACCAAUGAGUCUGUUGUUCGAGGAGAUAUUAUUAACAUGAGAUUGGGUGGAGCGGGUAACUACAGUGCUUUGAAAUUUACAUUCAAAUUAAGCCGAGAGGUCGGUUACUACUUAAUGGAUUAUUUCAUCCCUUCUAUGAUGAUCGUAGCCAUGUCAUGGGUCUCAUUCUGGUUGCAAGCUGAUGCUUCACCUCCACGAAUCACACUGGGUACAAGUACCAUGUUGUCGUUUAUCACUCUGGCAUCAUCUCAAGCUAAAACUCUUCCAAAGGUUUCAUACAUCAAAGCAAGUGAAAUCUGGUUCUUAGGCUGCACUGGUUUCAUUUUCGCAGCCCUUGUUGAAUUCGCAUUCGUCAACACUAUUUUCUACAGGAAGAGUGUUGCUCCUUUGAAGAAAGUCAACAGUAAAUAUAUACUAAAGAGUACGUUAACUCCGCGGCUGGCACGUAAAGCUCUCCAGAAAGAGAUAGAAGAAUCAUCACCACAGCUAAGCAAGUCUCGCUCAUGUUCUUCACUGUCCCAGGAUACUAAUAAUGAUCCAGCAGGAAUGGGAUACAACCAUUAUCUUACGGUUCAUAGCUUCCCAUCAGCAAUAAACGUGCCAACAAUUACAACAGAGAGCUACGACGAUUUAAACACCAGACAGUCACCAGGAAGGCGACACCUUAACUCCGGUAGUGAAAACUCCGAUGAGCCGCCACCGCAUCAUACAUGGACAGAGAUGACGCCCAAGGAAAUUGCUGCUUGGAUCGAUAAACGCUCUAGAGUUCUAUUUCCCUUACUAUUCUUAUGUUUUAAUAUACUUUACUGGACGUUUGUCUAUUGUCUUUAAAACAUAUCGAAAAUUAAAUUUGUCGAUAGUAAAUGGGCACAGGUUGAGAUUUUAAAACGAUAGACGAAUAGAUUGCGAAGUCCGUUCCAUGGUUUACGACAUGAUGUCAUGAUAACGUUUGUAAUUGUUUGGUGUUAUAUGUUUAGUCUUGUCUUUUAUUUUUUAGUCUCAACACCCUGCUCCUUUGAAUGGCCUUUGGAUAUAAGGCCGAUAAGCGACGUAAUUUCUAAGUGCACUAAAAAUGCUUGAAAUAUUUGUAGCAGUUUUUGUAUUUAAUUUAAUCUCAGCGAUAUAGUCACAGUUUGAAUAUCAUAGAUUUAGGCUGAAUUUAGUGUCACGCCGACCGCACGCGCACCGUCGGCGCUGAUGGUCGAGUUAUAUGAACUUCUAGGAAGCGUUUUUGAAUGACGCGUAGCUUUCAGCACGCCUCUGCUUUCAGAGAGCGUGUACACUCAUGGCAAAAAAUGUCACGGCACGAAGUGGAUACAGGUCGAGUUAUCGACGAGGUACGCCUAAAGAAGAAAUUGUGGGAUGCAUCCGAUCCACUCUACGAAAAUAUCUUGUUGAGAUUUGAAAGUAAUUAAAGAAUUUACUUUCGUCAGCCCUCAAAGUGCCAUAUAACCAGAAAAAGUCACCUGCAACGGCUCUCUGCUCAAUCAAAGGAUGAACAUAGAGUCUUCGUCGUCGCCGGUUUUUAUUUUUUAGAGAUAGGUAGUACAAAGCAGCAAUAACUAAUACACUCCGCAUUUUGGUCUUCGUCUGUACGGUAAGGCGGUCAGUACGAUACUGAAACGAACCACGCUGAGCGUCAGCGCUGACGAACUACGCGCCGAUCUAUGAGCGCUGACGGUGAGCGUGAGACUAAAUUCAGGCUUAGUUGUAGUAAAGUUGUUAUUAAGUUUUCAAUGCAAUUUUAGAAGUCGUUUAUAAUUAGGUACUCCUUGAUAUUCGUAUUUAU
Messenger RNA from Pieris napi, 2876 nucleotides. Its product is annotated as pH-sensitive chloride channel 2-like. The transcript has 8 exons. Gene Ontology annotation, cellular component: synapse; membrane; neuron projection. Lineage: Eukaryota; Metazoa; Arthropoda; Insecta; Lepidoptera; Pieridae. The record is from RefSeq and is a predicted model, not a curated record. Gene Ontology annotation, molecular function: extracellular ligand-gated monoatomic ion channel activity; chloride channel activity; neurotransmitter receptor activity. Gene Ontology annotation, biological process: nervous system process; chloride transmembrane transport; regulation of membrane potential. The coding region runs from base 416 to 1918 and encodes 500 amino acids.